UGUAAAUGGUGCAGACCCAUUGAUGACGCUCAGCUCCGACAACUAGCCAGGGAUCUGCUAAGAAGUAGCAGUUUGCGACUUCCUUUGUUUUUGACCAUUGUGUCAUUGCGAGGUUUGGGACAUGGCUGAAAAGGAGGUGUACGAUGAUGCAGUGGAAGAAAGGGUCAUCAAUGAAGAAUACAAGAUCUGGAAGAGGAACACUCCAUUUCUGUAUGACCUGGUGAUGACCCAUGCCCUGGAGUGGCCCAGUCUGACUGUGCAGUGGCUUCCAGAUGUCAACAGACCAGAGGGGAAGGACUACACAGUCCACCGUCUGGUUCUGGGGACCCACACAUCAGAUGAGCAAAACCAUCUUGUAAUAGCCAGUGUCCAGGUACCAAAUGACGACGCCCAGUUUGAUGCAUCACACUACGAUAGUGAAAAAGGAGCAGAGUUUGGUGGGUUUGGCUCAGUGAGUGGGAAAAUAGAGAUUGAGAUCAAGAUUAACCAUGAAGGAGAGGUGAACCGAGCACGCUACAUGCCCCAGAAUCCCUGCAUUAUUGCCACCAAAACUCCCACAUCUGACGUUCUGGUCUUUGACUACACCAAGCACCCAUCAAAGCCAGAUCCCAGUGGGGAGUGCAGUCCUGACCUGAGGCUCAAAGGUCACCAGAAAGAAGGUUACGGCCUUUCAUGGAAUCCAAACCUCAGUGGGAACCUGCUCAGUGCCUCUGAUGACCAUACCAUCUGUCUGUGGGACAUUGGCACCGGCCCAAAGGAAGGAAAGAUCGUCGACGCCAAGACCAUCUUCACUGGUCACACCGCAGUUGUGGAAGACGUGUCAUGGCAUUUACUCCAUGAAUCCUUGUUUGGCUCCGUUGCUGAUGAUCAGAAACUAAUGAUAUGGGACACUCGUUCCAACAACACUUCUAAAGCCAGCCACUCUGUUGAUGCUCACACUGCUGAGGUCAACUGUCUGAGCUUCAAUCCCUACAGCGAGUUCAUUCUUGCCACGGGUUCUGCAGAUAAGACUGUUGCAUUGUGGGAUCUAAGGAAUCUCAAACUGAAGCUCCACUCUUUUGAGUCCCACAAGGAUGAAAUUUUCCAAGUAAGAAUUUUAGUUGUUUUGUCAAGAACUUGUUGGGUCCUCAUAUCCAACUUAUAAUGCAUUAUAAACAAUAAUAGUAAUAUGCUGACCAGAAAUAAACUAGUCAUCUGAAACUAUCAGACCAGCUAGCAGUGUGAUUGGGAAAGAUCCAAUAACCUCCUCACUUCCUGCUUCAAACGGACAUUUUUCUUAUCAAUCAAUCAAUAAAAUUUUAUUUGCAUAGCA
This is a messenger RNA of Poecilia latipinna (sailfin molly), 1312 nucleotides long. RefSeq names its product histone-binding protein RBBP7-like. The record is from RefSeq and is a predicted model, not a curated record. Bases 122 to 1144 code for a protein of 340 amino acids. Lineage: Eukaryota; Metazoa; Chordata; Actinopteri; Cyprinodontiformes; Poeciliidae. The transcript has 8 exons. Gene Ontology annotation, molecular function: protein binding.